GUUUUGUCACGUUUAUUCUUCUAUUUUUAUUGUUAUUGCACUUGGAUAUUGCGUCAUUACACGACAUUCCGGCUUGUGUGAUACGAAUGUUUUUUUUUUGAAAAAAAAGUUUUACUCACUGCUUUGUAUGAAACUCAAUAAAUCUUGAGAGUUGCUAACUGCAGUGUGAGAAACAAACUAUAAUUUCAACCAAUUGACUCCCCCACCUCUCGAAACUCAAGAAAUUAUUAGGGGAGACCGGGGCUAGACCAGACACGGGGAUAAUCCGGAAAGCCAACAAUGACUAACGGUUGAAAUAGUUUCGAGUUCAGUUUAAAAAUUUUCCACGUUUUUGGUUUCGCCGCUUGAAUAACGCUAUACAUUUUUUAAUGCUCUUCUCCUCGUAAUUCCUAAAGCUUUGUAUGGGAUCGUAUGACCUUUAAUAAUUUAAGACCUAAGAUUGUGAAAAUCGGUCACGUUCUUUUCUGAAGAAAAGUGUAUAAGUAAUCAGCUUAGGUGUUGGUUUUCGUUUUCUUGAUAGCCUGUAGGAAAUUGAAACAAAGCCUGCUCUGUGCAUUGAUUGUAAAAGCGAGUUGUGUUUUCUCUUCCGUGCCUGCUCGUGCCGAUGCGUACCGGUUUUGUAUCGUCAUUUUAUAUGGCGGCUUGAAAGCUUUGACACUCAUCGCCCUGUAAUUGCGGAAGUCAGGUCCGGAUAAAAUUUGAACUGUGAUUCUUCAUGCUCGAAGAAAAAUGUGUUAAAUUUCAAUUUAAUUUCAGAUCAUCGUACACAGCCAGUUCCGGAUGUCAUCAAAUCUACUGAUUCAACUGGCCGAGAUUCGAGAAAUGAUUCGGAACCAAUGAGCAAAAGCGAGGCGAUCGACGGGCCGUCUUCGAUCGACGAAACGAGUACGGAGGAUGAGAUAAAUGUUUCAAAUGAAACUGAACAUUCGUCUGAAGAACUAUUCGAUGCUAGUACCCCGAGCAACGUGGGAAAUGAAAUCGAGACACCAAAACAGAAUGUAGAUUCGGCUACAUUCAAUUCAACGAUCUACAACAAUGUUCAUGAUAAUGAUGUUUCCAACAGAACGAACAACUUCCAGUUUGACAGGUUCAGCUCAGUCAAUGGAUCAGGCCGUGAAGAGCAACGUACACCCCCUGAAAGUGUAUACGAUAUCAAGACCGAUGACGAGCAGGAUGAAUUCCACGAGAAAGGACCCGAGGAUUUGGAUUUUAUGGACGAAAGCAAUUGUUGUGAUGAAAACACUGGGCCCUGUGGACACACCGACCCGUUGCCAGAGAGUGAGGUUACCGAAAAUAACAACACUAUGGAUAGCGCGAUUGUUUCAAAUGAAACUGGCAACACAGUUUCAACACCUGCACCACCACCACGGCCCAACAAAAAAAUACGCAAAUCAAAAGGAAAAAAGUCUAAAAAAGAAGAGGAGAAAAAUCACUCGAAACAAACAGAACAUUUCGAAUCCAGUGCGACGAUAAACCCUUCAGCUAGAACCAACCGAAUUAGGAUGGAAGAUGACGAAACCUAUGGUCACGUUGUGCCUAGUAGAUCGAGUAAAAACAAUAUCGAUCCCAAUCCGAAGGCUCCGGUAAGUUCCGGUGAUGAAAUGCAUUCUGCAACCGAGGACGACAUCGGACAAGAAAAGGAAAUACCAACCGUAUUGGAAGCAGCCGGAAAAUUUUCCUCGGGUUUAGAACAAAUUAAAUUCAAACCUCACUUGCCAAUGACAGGAGUUGAUCAGCUUGAAUUUUCCGCACUGAUCAAAUACGAAGAUAUCAUGAUCAAACUUUACAACGGAGGCAGUUUGAUGCUGGCGGAUAAUGAUUUUCUGGCGAAAGUGAGCUUCACCUCUCCACGGGCACUGAGGGAAACGACCAACUUCUACCAGGCGAAGCAGGUUUUACUGCAACAGCUUCGGAUUGAAAAAGUGCUGCAGGAUGAUUUGUCGGCUGAUUGUUCGUCCAAAGAUCCAUUGAUCGCGGGUGUCAAAGAUGAACUGAAGAAAAAACCCACAACUGAUGACCAAUUUGUCACAAAUUGUAUUCAGUUGCAUUUUAUUUUGACAGAGAUCCAGGCCAAUCCAACUUGUGGGGCAUUGUGCAGUGCAAUUAUUAAAAAUCCACUAAUUUCGGACGGAUUGAAGCAGUCCGCUGCAAAGUCGAACGAAUUAGUAGAACGAGUUCUAGCCAGAAAUCGAACAUUGGCUCGGUUCGGAUUCCGGCUUUCGAAUCAAACUGAUCCCAGCCUGUUCGAGACUAUCACACAAAUGCUAACGUCAACUUACUCGAAAUACAAGAAAUUGAUCCUGAAAAAAGCACCGGCAAAUUUACGGUGCGCUAUCGAGCAGUUGAAUGAGUUUGAGAUACUACUUGUGCGGGGCAACGAUUUGAAAAUGUUCGCCGAUUUAGACGGAGCUCUGAACAAAGACGUUUUUCGGAAACCUUUAGCCGAUCUAGCCGAGCGAUGGAUCGCCAAUAUCAAGUCGACCGCCAAUGUUAGGAACUCCGGAAAGCUAGUGGACCAAUUCGAGCCGGUUUAUUACUUCCUGUGCAAGAGUUUGAAUGAGCUAAUUGUGGAGGUUAGUGAGAAAAGCGAUCAUAAACCAGUGGAUCUGCUGACUAGCAACAACAGCGCCGGGUGGCUUCCAAUCAAGAAGAUCAACUGGAAGUCGGAAAAUUCUUUGACAAAGUGUCUCGAACGGGAAUACUUUUUCAUGUUCAAAUUGCUAAAACAUUUUAAUCAAUGUCCCAGUGGCAGUCGAAGACAGUUUGAGUAUGAAAUGAAACUGUUGAAUGGAUUUUCAAAAAAAAAACGGUUGGACAAAGUUUGUGACCGGCACGAAAAACCUUCUUGGAAUUCAAAAAUCUCCAGAGAACUUUCCUAACAUUGCUGAUGAAUUCUACGUUUGGGGCUGUUUGCUAGAUGAUGUGCUAGCUCAUGUACUUUCACCAGAAUGUAAUUUGGGAAAUUUUGCAACCGUUCUUCAAGGUUACCUGGACUUCCUUGGCAAGGUGAGUCACGAUCAGAUGGAAAG
This is a messenger RNA of Malaya genurostris, 3029 nucleotides long. RefSeq lists its product as uncharacterized. The coding region runs from base 837 to 2879 and encodes 680 amino acids. The record is from RefSeq and is a predicted model, not a curated record. NCBI's taxonomy places the organism in Eukaryota, Metazoa, Arthropoda, Insecta, Diptera, Culicidae. The transcript is spliced from 2 exons.